Ochlerotatus camptorhynchus is the source of this 538-nucleotide messenger RNA. It is a transcript of the gene ND-B15, whose product is annotated as NADH dehydrogenase (ubiquinone) B15 subunit. The transcript is spliced from 2 exons. Gene Ontology annotation, cellular component: mitochondrion. NCBI's taxonomy places the organism in Eukaryota, Metazoa, Arthropoda, Insecta, Diptera, Culicidae. The record is from RefSeq and is a predicted model, not a curated record. Bases 91 to 423 code for a protein of 110 amino acids.
ACUGAUAUUCCUCUCAGAGCCGCCAGAAACAGCAAAAUCUGCACACCGUGCACCUUUCGAUCGAAAACGGGAGGAAAGACCUAAUCUGCGAUGGCCACUCCGGAACAGAUCCAACAGGAAAAGGCAGUCCGCCGGGCAGCUAUCCGUAACGAGUACUGGCGGACGAUGACCAACCCUCACGGUCAUCUGCAUGGCGAAAGCGGCGGAGUGUUCGAUACCGGUCUGGCGCGCUUCCAAGCCAUGCGAGUCAAUCACUUCGAGCACUUCAAGCCAUCGGGACGCACGCUGAAGAUCGGUAUGUUCGGCACAGUGAUUCCGAUUGUGCUUUACGCACUGAUGUUGAAGAAAGAACGUGAUGGACGAGAGGAGCAAUACCGUACCGGACAAGUUGCCUACAGGGAUCGUCGGUUCAAGUUCAUCUAAAUCAAUAUUUACUUCGAUCCCGGAACAGUAGAGGGCGAUUUCGGAAAAGAGAGGGAACGCUAGGAAACGAUUUAAUUGGCAUAAUAAAUAGAUCACUUGUUUUAUUUUUCCUCCA